Cicer arietinum (chickpea) is the source of this 2400-nucleotide messenger RNA. Its product is annotated as protein OPAQUE1. The record is from RefSeq and is a predicted model, not a curated record. Gene Ontology annotation, molecular function: actin filament binding; ATP binding; microfilament motor activity. Gene Ontology annotation, biological process: actin filament organization. Gene Ontology annotation, cellular component: actin cytoskeleton; myosin complex; membrane. NCBI's taxonomy places the organism in Eukaryota, Viridiplantae, Streptophyta, Magnoliopsida, Fabales, Fabaceae.
CUCUUUUCCAGUUUCGUUUAUUUUCAUUUUCCUUCCUUAUUUAGAUUCCUUCUAUUUUAUUAUUAUUCCUAAAAAUCCUUAAACCUAUCACCCUUCCAUCGUAACACCACCGAUUCCUGUCCUUCCACCGUAAUGCCAACGUACGCCACAAAGACAUCGACAAAUCUCUCCUUUCUAAUUCCAUCGAUUCACUACUAGAAAAACAGCUUUUAGCUUCCAUAUUUAGCGUCGACUAACCGCACGCUAGCGUAACAAAUACUUUUGUGUUUUUAUUAAUUAUUAGCGUCGGUGAGACCGACGCUACGUUUUCUGAUUUAUUUUUAAAUAUAACCACCCUUUAGCGUCGGUAAGGCCGACGCUACACUUUCUGAUUUGUAAAAUUAUAUUUUUUAUGUUUAUAUUUUGGCCCCAACCACUAUUUUUAGGCCCAUUUUGUUUCAGCUGAUUUUCAUUUUUUUACAAUCAGAAACUUCAUCUCUCCUCCGUUCAAUCCAAUUUUGAACCCUAGAAUCAAAGCGCGCUCAAUCCAAUUUAUCCUCUGUUCCUGGUAUCCGAUCAUAAAUUUCACAACUCUUACUUUUUGUACCACUACAUUUUUUUUAUGUGUGUUUUGGAUUUUUACUUCAAUUUUGGUAGGUUUUUUUGUUUGUUUUGCUUCUGUGUUUUGUUGUUUGGGAUUAAUAGUUGAGCUAGCUAUGCAAGAACUAAUUACUAGAAACUUGUGACCUUUUUUUAUUUUAUUUUAUGUUUUUGGUUUGAUUAGUGAUUUGUAACUUGUUGAUAGAAGUGCAUAAACAAGUGAUUUGUUUGAUUAGUGAUUUGUCACUUGUUGAUGAAAUUAGUGAUUUAUGUUCGCCACUCUCACGACUCGCCCUUCUUGUGUUUGCCACUGUCACAGCUCGCCCUUCUUGUGUUCGCCACCGCCGCGACUCGACCUUCUUGUUUUUACCAUUUACUUUUAUCUAUGAUUCCAUGAGCUUGUGAUUGAAGGACCACAUCUACUAUAAAUUAAUUUAAUUCACACAAAUCAAAUAGAAAAAUUAAUUAAUUAAUUAAUUCAAUGUACUCAUCUAGUAUAUGCAAAUAUCAGUCACAAGUUGCUCUUGAUACUAAAAUAAGUUGGUUUAUUAGACUUCUAAGACUUAAACAAUAUCAUAUAUAGUAGGUUUUAAGUUGCUGAUGUGAUGAUAUAAAUUAGAACUAGAUAGAAAGUAAUGAAUAUAAAGUUACUAGAUAAAAAGUAAUGAAUAUAAAGUUAAAUUGAGGUUGGAAUUUAUUCUAUAUGACUAAGAUAUAUUGGAUAAAAUUGGUAGGUUCUCAUUUUAUAUUUUGCACAUUAGUGAGCUUUUGUUGGUUAUGAUUUAGAACAAUGACGAAUGAAGGUAAAAGUCAAUCUAUCUUGGUAAGCGGUGAAAGUGGUGCUGGAAAAACUGAGACAACAAAAUUGAUUAUGCAAUAUCUUACUUUUGUUGGUGGCCUAACUGGUAGUGAUGAUAGUACACUUGAACAACAAGUUCUUGAAUUGAAUCCACUUCAAGAGUCAUUUGGCAAUGAAAAGACGGUUAGGAAUGACAAUUCAAGGCAUUUGCUCUUCCUCCUUAAAUUUUUCAAAUAAAGUUGAUAUUUAGCUUUUGGGUUGUCAUCUGAUCUAGUCCACUAUUCAAAUUUAGAAGCCAACAUUAUAGGCUAUGUUUGUUUUGGAUUAUGUCACAUUGUUUAAGACAAACUACCAUCCUGCUAAAGCUGUUGUUGAAUAGCUUUUGAGUAAUUAAAGAGGUUGACAACCCGUCGAUGCAAAUUCCGGCGAUAAAGCCAAUUGUUUUGUUGGCCAGGAUGUUUACCGCUAGAGAGACUCGAGUGACUGAACCUUUAGUAGCACAACUGUGUAAUGGAGAAAUAGAUGUAGCUGAUGAAGCAGUCAUUGCAGUCUCGAUACUGAUGAAACUAAUCGAAUUCCUAUAUGUUGAGCAUUCUAAGAAAACAAUCGAAUUCGAUGUAGUCCUGGCACUGAUUGAACUGCUGAGCACUGAUGAAACUGCUGAGGAGUAGCGAACUAACUGCUGAGGAGAGUUCUUUAAUAUUUGAUCGUCCACUUUCUUUCUAUUGGAGUUCUUUAAUAUUUAUAUUUGUGAAAUUGGUAGGUCAUUGCAAGAAAAUAAACUUUCUGGAAACACUCCAUCAGUGAUUGGUCUCAUGCAAGCACUUGUUGUGUUGUAAGCACUUUUGUUAGUAGACUUAGAAAUAUAUUUCAUAAUAUUUGGCCAUUGAUUUUAUUUUUCAGUUUGGAUUGUUUUUAAUCCGUUUUCUCCCUCAUGAAACAAUCUAUUAAUUGCAUCUGAUUUGUGUUUGAUUUGGGCUGUUUUGUGACUCUUUUUUUUAAGUAGCCAAUUGUUCCAAUUA